Messenger RNA from Orcinus orca (killer whale), 9919 nucleotides. RefSeq names its product erythrocyte membrane protein band 4.1 (gene EPB41). Gene Ontology annotation, biological process: cortical actin cytoskeleton organization. Gene Ontology annotation, cellular component: cytoskeleton; plasma membrane. The record is from RefSeq and is a predicted model, not a curated record. The transcript is spliced from 17 exons. Gene Ontology annotation, molecular function: actin binding; structural molecule activity. Bases 775 to 2592 code for a protein of 605 amino acids. NCBI's taxonomy places the organism in Eukaryota, Metazoa, Chordata, Mammalia, Artiodactyla, Delphinidae.
GGUCGGGGGCGGGGCCUCAAGCCGGAGUUGCCCUGUCAGUGCAGGUGGAGGCCCCCGGCGGGGCAAAGUGGCAGGAACCUCUUAAAGGGCGAGAGUGGCGGAGGGCGAGAACGCGGCCCGGCCCGGCCCAGCCAGGUCUCCGCCCCAUCCGGCCCAGAGAAGAGUUUAGUGGCUGAGGCUGAAAAUCCACAGCAGCAACAACAGAAGGAAGAGGGUGAGGGAGCCACAAACUCGGGUCAACAGGAAACUCAGCUGGAAGAGGCUCCUCAAGCAGCAGCCGAGGGAGAUAAUCAGUGUGAGCAGAAGCUGAAAACAUCCAAUGGAGACACUCCAACACAUGAAGAUUUGACCAAGAACAAGGAGCGGACAUCAGAAAACAGGGGCCUGUCACGGCUGUUCUCCUCAUUUCUCAAAAGGCCUAAAUCUCAGGUCUCUGAGGAGGAAGGCAAAGAAGUAGAGUCAGCGAAAGAGAAAGGUGAAGGUCAUAAAGAGAUAGAAUUUGGAGCCAGUCUUGACGAAGAGAUCAUUUUAAAGGCCCCGAUUGCAGCUCCUGAGCCUGAGCUCAAAACAGACCCAUCCUUGGAUCUUCAUUCAUUAAGCAGUGCAGAAACACAGCCUGCUCAGGAAGAACACAGAGAAGAUCCCGAUUUUCAGACUGAGGAAGGAGGAGGACUGGAAGACUGCUCUAAAACAGAAGUAAAAGAAGAAAGUCCUGAGUCAGUAGCAGAAAGAGAAUUAAAAGCUUCCCAGAAAUCGAUCAGAAGACACAGAAACAUGCAUUGCAAGGUUUCUUUGUUGGAUGACACAGUUUAUGAAUGUGUUGUGGAGAAACAUGCUAAGGGACAAGAUUUACUUAAACGAGUAUGUGAACACCUCAAUCUUUUGGAAGAAGACUACUUUAGUCUAGCCAUUUGGGAUAAUGCAACCUCUAAGACAUGGCUGGAUUCUGCCAAAGAAAUAAAAAAGCAGGUUCGUGGUGUCCCUUGGAAUUUCACAUUUAAUGUAAAGUUUUAUCCACCUGACCCAGCACAGUUAACAGAAGAUAUAACAAGGUAUUAUUUAUGUCUUCAACUUCGGCAGGACAUAGUUGCAGGACGUCUGCCCUGUUCAUUUGCAACCUUAGCAUUAUUAGGUUCUUAUACCAUCCAGUCUGAGCUGGGAGACUAUGACCCAGAACUCCAUGGUGCAGAUUAUGUUAGUGAUUUUAAACUGGCCCCAAAUCAGACCAAGGAACUUGAAGAGAAGGUCAUGGAACUGCAUAAGUCAUACAGGUCCAUGACUCCAGCUCAGGCUGACCUGGAAUUUCUUGAGAAUGCCAAAAAGUUGUCUAUGUAUGGUGUUGACCUUCAUAAAGCAAAGGACUUGGAGGGAGUGGAUAUCAUCCUAGGUGUCUGCUCUAGUGGCCUUCUGGUUUACAAAGAUAAGCUGAGAAUUAACCGCUUUCCUUGGCCCAAAGUGCUGAAGAUUUCUUACAAACGUAGCAGCUUUUUCAUUAAGAUUCGCCCUGGAGAGCAAGAACAGUAUGAAAGUACCAUCGGAUUCAAACUUCCCAGUUACCGAGCAGCUAAGAAAUUAUGGAAAGUCUGUGUAGAGCAUCACACGUUUUUCAGACUGACAUCUACAGACACCAUUCCUAAAAGCAAAUUUCUUGCCCUGGGAUCCAAAUUUCGAUACAGUGGCCGAACUCAGGCUCAGACCAGGCAAGCUAGUGCUCUGAUUGACAGGCCUGCCCCACACUUUGAGCGUACAGCAAGCAAACGGGCAUCCCGAAGCCUUGAUGGAGCAGCAGCCGUUGAUUCAGCAGACCGAAGUCCUCGGCCCACCUCUGCACCGGCCAUUGCUCAGAGUCAGGCCGCAGAAGGCAGCGUCCCAGGUGCACCUGUUAAAAAAGCAGUGGUUUCUAAAACACCGAAGGAAACAGUGCAGGUUGAAGUGAAAAAGGAAGAAGUCCCACCUGAGCAACCUGAGCCAGAGCUCACAGAAGUGUGGAAGGUGGAAAAAACCCACAUCGAGGUCACAGUACCCACCUCAAAUGGUGACCAAAUACAGAAAAAGAGAGAGAGACUAGAUGGUGAAAACAUUUAUAUCAGACAUAGCAAUUUAAUGUUGGAGGAUUUAGACAAAAGUCAAGAAGAGAUCAAAAAACAUCAUGCCAGCAUCAGUGAGCUGAAAAAGAACUUCAUGGAAUCUGUACCAGAACCACAGCCUAGUGAAUGGGAUAAACGCUUAUCCACUCACUCUCCCUUUCGAACACUUAACAUCAAUGGGCAGAUCCCUACAGGAGAAGGAGUGAAGAAAACCUCUGUCCUUCCCUCGGAAAGAAAGGUUGGUGGCCCAGAGACACAGGAACGUGCUCUGUUAGUGCAGGAUGAAGAGAAAAUUAAGAGGCAAGAGAGAUCUACUGAAAGCGCCUUGCCCCAGCAAGAAAAUGAAGAAAUUCUUCCCAAGGUUUCUAUUCCAAUCCCUGAGGAUCACAAGUUUCUCAAAAAGUGCCACCUCUACUCUAGUACUUUUUCAUUUCCUCGUAUUCCUUUUGUGAUGUCUUUUCUCGUGGUUCUUGCAUUGGCUGUCUGGUGGUUGGUCUUUCUGUGAUCGGAAAACAGGGUGCUCACCUGAAAUGUCAAGACUAAAACCAUUGAACUUUGUUGUUCGCUUCUACUGUGUUAUCUCCUGUGUGAUGCCCUCUGAUCUUGGUAGUUCACUGUCCUAGGGGAGAGCCUGUGAUCAUUUUUCUGUCAAUAAAAUGUUACUCUUUGUAGAAUAUAUAUCAUGGGGUACAAAGGAGUAGCAAUGCAUUGCUCAAGCCAGUUUUCCUCACCAAAGUUUAACAAAUUUAGGCAAAUCUGAUUUAAGCAUAUGGCAGGUUGGUACUUUCCCCAAAAGCUUUAACUCUUUUAUCCAGCAUGUUCUUAUUGUUCACUGUUGCUAUGUACUCCUCUCCAGUGUUUCACAGAAAGCAGGAUAUCCUGUAGAAACAUUUGAUGGAAUAUUUUCCUAAUCUUCGAUAGCUAUUUGUGGGGCAUGGGCUCUGUAGUUUAAGAAAAAAGUUCAAGUUGCUAACCUUUCAAAAGCCUUAAAAUGAUACAUUUUAAUCUGUGAAUCUAUAACCACUCCUUUUCUUGAUAUAUCAAACCAAUAUAUACAAAGGCCUUUUGUGGAAAAGGGCUUUUGACUUCUGUGGCCUUCUUAUGUGUAUUUCUGAGACGUACAGGGACAAACAACUUUAUCCUGCCUGGUGUAUAGAAGAGAUCUGCAAAGGUUAAAUGCAUUUUUCACAAGUAUAAUGUUGAUGGUUUAAGGAAAAUGGUGCCUGGUGCCCUUUAGCCUCCAGCCAGGGCUGAAUUUUCCAGACUACUCUGCCCAUCUUUAAAAGUCCUGGAAUAACAAAUUUCUUUAAGGUCUGUACAUAAACAUACCCUUCUCUGAAUUAAAAUACUGUGUUACUUCUUUAUGAGUUAAGUAAUUAUAUUGCUAGAAGCAAUAUUUAGCCAUUAUGAUAAGCUUAAAAUAGAUAUCGAUAUAUUUUGUUUUUCUGAUAGACUUUGGACUUGUUUAUUCUUACAUGUGUGUUGAAAUCAAUUGUUUUUCAUUGAUGGCCUUGUGAGCUAAGGUUCUGUCGUGACAAGUAUGUGUCUUCUGUUUGCAUGUUGAUUUUUAAGGCUUACCUGAAGUAAAUAUGCGUGUGCUCUCUCUUCACAACACAACUCAGAUACCUAACCUGUUUUUUUUUUUCCCCUCAGUAUUAAUGAAAUCUUGCAUGUAGCUUGCUUUCUGUGGCGUUUGAAUGUACCAAUAUGGAUGAUUUGGUUAAUGUUGUCUCAAAUAUUUGUUUUGAAAGCUGAGUUCAUAGAGUUAUCAAAUUGAGAUUAUUGCACUUUACUUCUCAACACUUCCAGCUGAUGUAACUUCUAAACAAGACUUUUUGUUUUUAAGAUGACGGUGUCUUAGAGCAAAAAAAGAGAACCCUAAAGCCAAGAAUCUUUUGUCCUUCCACACCCACUAUUAUUAUUCUAUCUUCUCUGGAGACAUGUAGAAAUAAUUCUCUGGUAUUUCCUGAAAACUGCUACUCUGUUAUUAUAGGCUGUCCAAAAAGAUGGGAAAGACGUGAGAAGCAGGUUAAAAUUUAAAAUCUUGUAUAUCUUUCAUGUCACAGGCUAUGUCUGUUUAUAAGAAAUAUUUUGUAAUUAAGCAUAUUUAUUGAUUCACUCAUAAUAAGAAAAAAGAGACCUCAAAUUAACCUGAAAUAUUGCAGAACCAUUCUUUUUGUUUGUUUGUUUUUGUUUUGUUUUUUGCGGUACGCGGGCCUCUCACUGCUGUGGCCUCUCCCGUCGCGGACCACAGGCUCCGGACGCGCAGGCUCAGCGGCCAUGGCUCACGGGCCCAGCCGCUCCGCGGCAUGUGGGAUCUUCCCGGACCGGGGCACGAACCCGUGUCCCCUGCAUCGGCAGGCGGACUCCCAACCACUGCGCCACCAGGGAAGCCCUGCAGAACCAUUCUUUAACACAGAAAGUGAUCAACCUCAGUACUCCCCUUUAUCUGUGAAAUAGAGAUAUGAGAGCUUUCCUUAUGAAAUAACAGAACUAUGGUAUUGGUUAGAUUCUUCUGAAUUUUUUUCAAGAAACUAAAAAGGAAAUAAUCUUAGGAUUUUGUUGAUACUUUUAUAACUGUUUCAGAUUAUAUUUCCAGUUUUCAUCCAUGUACAUAGCAUUUUAUUAAUUAUUAUUGAAAACGUCCCAUUGAGUUUUGUUUCUCUUUGUAUUGGAGUUAUUUCACGUCCAUUAAAAGUCUACUGUAAGCCAAGAAUACUUUUCGGUUUUCUGAAGUGCAGCAGGAGCCCUCAGAGGUCCUUACUGAUGGUCAAAGGAGAGGCCCUUUCUUCUGUUAAUAGGGUGAGAAUGGUUGAGAGGGGAAGGGCUGAUACUUCGUAUUGGACUAAUAAGCUGGCCAAUGCAGGCUCAAAAGACAUGCCCAUCACAGUUAUCAGAGGAAAAAUAUUUUUCACUACUGCCAAUAUGUAUAACAUAAAGCUGUAAAUAGUCUUGGUUUCCCUCUCGCAUCUCAUUUCAUUCUUGGUACCAGAGACAGAUCCAAAUAACUGUGUGUUGGUUUUACCCUGGUUCAGCUUCUUAACAGCAGGUUGAUGAGUGAAAAACAAUUUGGACUAAAGGUAUCAAUACAGACCAGUAAAAAGUCUGGGGGUUUUGCCUUGGUUUUGCUAUUAGUCAUUUCUAGGGUAACUCUGAGAAGUUCACUUAACUACUUGGUGCCCAGAUUUCCACCUAGUAACGUAGAGACAAACCUACCUCAUGAGAAUGAAUCUGUAACAUGUUCCAGUAACCAGAAGCUCUGGUUGUCAUUAAAUUCUUGGUCUUUUGGGGACUGGAAAUUAAAAAAACAAACACAUUAACUUCCUGGAUCUUUAAAAAUAAAAGUAAGCAAUUAAAUAGCUGUGUUGAUUUCCAUCUACUCUGUAUUGAUAUUUGACCAAACACUUAAAACUACUAAAGUUAAAAAUUCCUUGUACUCUUAAGCAAUUCAUCUUACCCAUAUGGUAUUUUAGAGUGGACCAUACUUGAAGAUAAAUCCAGCCUCUAUAUUCUGGACCUGUCUUUUAGCCAUAUUCUUAUGCUAAUGCAUGGAUUAUGAAGGAGAUUCAGUUUGCAUGGGUCAAUUCUACUACUUGUUUAUAUCUUUGGUAAAAGUUUUGAAGGGAGAAGAUAUUGACUCUGUGGACUAACAUGAGACUAGUGAUUAUGUGUGGACUAGAUUUCGUUGCCAUCCUAGAUCCUAGUACGUUUCUUUCUAUUAGAUAUUAUUGUAAGUUUUACUCUGAAAUUUCUGUGGAUAUAAGCCAAUUCAUUUCUUCCUACAUUCCAAAGUCACUACUGUAAUAUUUCCUAUAGAAAAGCAUAUAAGACAUCCUACACAUUAGAGGUUUGGUUAUAUUUUGAAGGCAUUACCAAUCAAAAUUUAUAUUUAGGCUUUACCUAGUGAUCAUGUAUUUACAAAAGGAAGACAGAAAAUUCAAAGAUAAUAUGAGACACUUUCUCAAUGUUGCUUUUUUCUUGCCAAGAGUAUUGAGCAUAGUAAAGAUAUAUAGAACUUUUCUACCAAGUUUCCUUCUCUUCUGUUCAUCUUCAUAGAAAUUAUAAAAUCCCAAACUUUUUUACAGCAUUCUCUAUCACAUUGCGGAAGACUAGUAUAUUGUUUCUAUUAUACAUAGAAGUUUUGCUUUUUUUCACUGCACUCAAAUGAGCCCUGUUGCUUGUAAUUUUGGUAGUAGAAAUGGAGACAACUCCUUAUUCUUAUCUGUGGGAUAACUCCAUCUGCCUCCUCUACACUGUUGGGAAUAGUAUCAGUAAGCUUGGCUCACUUCUGCUGCUGUUAUCCCUCAUGCCCUUGGAUCUCCUUUUUACUGCAUCAGAACGUGAUGCAAAAAGAGACAUGUUGGUGUGGACCUUAGGAAUGGACACCUGAAACGGUUAAGAAGUUGUUGUUAAAGUAAGAAAGCCAUAUAAAGUUAGGCUGGAACAGGAAGAGGGGUGGGGUAGCUGUGAUCAGCGAUUACAAAUUCAUGGAGUAUUUCAUGUUGUAAACGAAAUUCCUUUCCUACUAGAACUUGAAAAAUAAAGAGAAGAGAAAGUAGAGUAGUUUAUUACUCCCACAGAUCAGAAAUAAAGGCUGAAAGCUAAAUAACUUUAAUAAUAGCCUAACCAAAUGUACAGAUGACAGAUUGUUGAGGAAACAUCUACGUUAGGAAUGCUUUUCUAAUCUUUUGUGAUUGAUAUCCUAGAGGGUAGCCCUUCCCUUUAUCAUAGUCAAAAUCCUGUUUGGGGUAAAUAACAGAAUAAAUCUAAUCUUAAAGAUUAAAGGAGGUGGGAAGGCACAGAGUCCCAACUAUCUUUUCAGGUCCCCCACAUCAAUAAAGGACGCAGUUUAAUUCUGUCUCUUUAAAGAAGAGUCUCCAUAUGUAUAGAAUCCUAUCUCAACAAAACACAGAGAAUAAGAAUUAAAGGAAAAACAUGGUUACUCUAUCCAUUCUUUAUUCAUUGCCCUCUAGGGCAAUCAACGUAUUGCAGGGAUGGGUUUCAAAGAGGCAGCAUUAUCAGAAUUUUAGGAUUGGAUAGGCCCCCAAUCCAACUCCUCUCCCCUCCAAUGCUUGAUUCUUCUGUACAGUAUCAUUUAGAGAUUCAGAGACCAAGUGGUCUCCCAGCCUGUGAUUAAACAUCUCCCAAGAUAUAGCACAUUAUGUCUUUCGACAUCCCAAAUUUUUAGAUAUUAAUCAUUCAUGUAUUAAGUCAAAGUCUGUUUCCCUGUAGCUUUCACUUCUUGGUUCUAAAUGGAGGCAUUCUGAAGAAUUUUCUAUCUUCCACAUUAUAAGGUCUUCACCAUAGUUAAAAGUAACUCUCACGUUGCAAUUAGUCACAGUUCUUGCCCUCAGAUAACUUACCAUCUGAUAUCCAGUUCUGUCCCAGUCUUCCUCCUAGCAUGUUAUCCUUCUGCUUUCUUCCUUUCUUUUUCUAGCUUUUCUUGUUUUAUCAGCUCUUUUUCUUUCUGGCUCCGUUGCCCAUUGGUUGCUUCCCUAUGGUUUAUUCAGUUUUAUGUCCCUUCCCAGUGACUUGCCCUCUCUAAAAGAACAUUUUGGAAUUCCUGGAAAUCCUAGCUUCUUCAUAGAUCACACAGGCACUUGGGGUUUGUUGUUUGUUUUUCAGAUAAAGGAGUUGGUGGGGAGGGGGUGGGAUAGUUUUGUAGCUUUGGAAACUUCUUGUAGCCCAGAAUCUGUUGACAAGAUUGUAUUGCCAUUAUAUCCUGAAGCAGCAUACCACCAGAGCCUGCAUUCUAAGUUUGCUUGCCUUCUCUGACAGCCUGGCUAACCUUUACAUCCUCUAUAAUAGCCCUCACAUGAUUUGAUUUAUACCACUUUGAUAUGAUACAGUUAUGGAACCUUACUUUCUGUUUAACAUUCUGAUUUUGACUUAGAGCCCCACUAGAAAAAGUGAUAUUAAAAAUUUGAAAUGUUAAUCCAUCUCUUUUAGUUCUGCCUGUCUCCUCAAAACUGUGAGGUUCUGAGGUGUGAAGCCUUGUUUUAUCUAUCUUUGUUUGCCAGAGACACCUUUGUAUCUCAGAUAUAUAAUGAAUAAUUAAUAUUUGUUAAAUUGAAUUAAAUAAUUAGUAACAUGGUAACAGAUAAAGUCUAACUUUUCACUUAGAAUCUCUUGUAUUAGGACACAAGUUUGUGCCAAAGUAAUCACCCCGUGCCCAAUCAGUACAUGCAGGUAGCCCAAAAAACCCAUAUAUGGCCCGGAAGCCACUGUCUCUCCUAUUAAUCCUGUAGUAUGGUCCUUGGUUUAUUCAAAGAAUCUACGUAUACUUCUAUGAUAGGUGUCAGUCUCUCUUGUUAAUGUCUUAUAAUUUGAUUCAGUUAAAAGCUCUUAUCCAUUUACCACAGUAAUAAUCAACUAUUUUCACUAUAGAAUGUAUUAUCGAGACCAGGGUACUUGUUUAUAUGUGUAAAUACAUCUUGGGAGUGUGAUGCCAUGAAGAGAACCUGUUAUUUGACAUUUUGCGUUUCUCUAAAAUACAUUUCAGAGAGCAGUUUGAUACAUUUGUCUUGUGUUUUAUAUGAUAUAAAAACACCAAAUAUAUCAAACUCUUGUGGUAUCAAGAGUUUUGUAUGUCAGACCAGGGGCUGACAAACUUUUUCUGUAAAGGACCAGAUAAUAAAUAUUUUAGGCUUUGCAGUGCAUAUAGUCUCUGUCAAAAGUACUCAACGUUGCCAUUGUAGAGUGAAAGCAGCAUUGACGAUAAAUAAAGAAACAUGAAUAUGUUCCAGUCAAACUUUAUUUGUGGACACUGAAAUCUGAGUUUCAUAUAAUUUGUAUGUGUCACUAAAUAUUUUUCUAUUUCUUUCCCAACCAUUUAAAAAUGUAAAACCAUUCUUAGCUCAUAGCCGUACAGAAGCAAAGAAAGGGCUGGAUUUGGCUGCUGGCUGUAGGCUGCUGACUCCCGACAUAGGUCUAGAGAGACAGAACUGAUCAGUUAGAUUUUCUGCCUUUGUACUGUUUCGAAAAGUUGUAGUCAAAAUCUUAACAUCUUCAUUCAGUGUUGAAGUGUUUUUGGUCUUGUUUAUGAUUAGAAAUGGAAAACAAAAGACAAGGCACUCAUUCCUAUUUAUCUGGCAGCCAGGGUACACCUGAACAAUAAUCUAAAAUAUCUUUACCACCACAACAUGCCUGCCUCUGUCAGCUUCCAAAUUGUUCUGUGUUAACUGUGCUCUUAACAUGUUCAGCGACAAAUCCAGCUAACCCCUUUGUUCUUUUUGGUUUUUAAGGGUCUGCCUCUAUCUCCCCCUAAGGAAUAAAGAAACAAAUCCCAAAUUCACCUUCUCUUUAGCCGGGUUUUAGAGAUAUCUAAUGAACAUGGUAAAGAAGAUUUUCACUCUAAAUUUUUGGUACACCAUAGUGUAUAAAUUUAAGGUUGGGCAUCUAAGGGAAACAUUUUAGAAGGGUUCCUCUUUCAAAAUAAAGAUUUCUCUGAGAGGAGUUCCCUACUUCAGGGCUGAUUUGGGCAGUAUUUACCAAGAAGUCAGAAUAAAAUAAAAUUCUAUGCUUUCAGAGGUGUCUUUGCUCCCUAGUUGACUGGUUGUGUUCUGGAGGGUUCCUUGGUCUGUAAUUAGCUUUGGGAGGUGCUUUCUAACACAUUCCUCAAUCUAUGUUCCUUUCCCCCUGGUCUAGGAUCCUUCAGCUAUGAUUCACGGUUGAAUAAAUUGUUUAUCCAUUAGCAGUUGAGCAAGAUAUUUAAGCCUAAAGAAAUCUGCUAAGAACUUCUCUUUUUGGAACACUUUCUUUGAUAUUUUUCUCAUGUUAUUUGCUUUGUUAAUAUGUAAAAUUAUUACGAAUAAAUCUUAUUGCAAAUCUGA